Messenger RNA from Ostrea edulis (European flat oyster), 8386 nucleotides. Its product is annotated as E3 ubiquitin-protein ligase rnf213-beta-like. NCBI's taxonomy places the organism in Eukaryota, Metazoa, Mollusca, Bivalvia, Ostreida, Ostreidae. The transcript is spliced from 47 exons. Bases 149 to 8386 code for a protein of 2745 amino acids. The record is from RefSeq and is a predicted model, not a curated record. Gene Ontology annotation, molecular function: ATP hydrolysis activity; ubiquitin-protein transferase activity.
UCAAUAUCUGGCCGGGUUUGGCCGACAGACAGCUAAACUGGCACAAGGUGUGAAGAAGUAAUGCGGUUCCCAAAUCAAAGUACUGAUAGUACUGAAAGACGUUGGUGUGGGUUUGGAAAAGCUUAACUGAGGAUAAAAAGUGGAUACAAUGGAACAUGUAAAAUGUCCAAACUUUGACCCUGAGAAGGAUGCUAUUUGCGAAGAGGAGAUCUCCCGAGACCAACAAUAUUGUGAAGAAUGUGGAUGGGAAAUAGACAAGAAAAUUUUUGAUCCUGGAUCGCGAAUGUGCAAUUCAGUAAAAGAUGGAGUGCGAUGUCAGAAUAUCAUUAAAAAACGUUUUUGCAGCAACUGCGGAUCCAGGUCAACAACUCAGAGUGAAAAGUCAGUGAAAGAAAGCAAAAUGACAUCCAAUGGGGCACAACACUUUCCAAACACAAGAAGUGAAGAUAAAGAAACGUUAAAAGUGGAAAUAGAUCAGCAAAGAAAAGAAAGUCCAACUGUUGGUGCAAAUAAAGAAGAGGUUGUCGAGGAGGCAGAAAAUGACAAGAAAGGAAGAGAGAGAAAGGAAUCGGAUGAAAUAGAGGAAAUGAUUGAAACAUCAGGCGAGGAAACGAAUGUACUAGGAGAGACUGAAAGAGAAAAAGAAAGAACAGAUUCAAGUAGCUCUGGUAGUGAACAUGAUGUUUACGUACCACGUUUUCUGGCUACUGCAAUGAACAAUGAUGGCAAAGUAAAAAAGGAACAGGAAGUACCAAAACCAGUUAAGGAGAAGGAAACCCAAAAUGCUAAUAUUUUUGAAGAAGAAAAUUCGGAAAAUUUGGAUAAAAGAUCCGAAGAUGUAGAACAAGAGGAAUUUAAAAACAUAUUAAGACAAGAUCAGGAAAUCACUGACAGCACACAGGGUAGUACAGAAAUCCCAGAGGUUGAUAACAGCAGUACAGCUGUAACCAUAGAAGAUGAAAUGGAAUCUAAUGAUAAUGUUGUACGAGACUCUAUGAAAUUACGAAAUAUUUCAACUGAGAUAGAGGCUGAUCAAGAUAAAUCUGGUACUGGCGUAUGUACAACAGAUUCCGCUAAGGAUUCUGAAUAUAAGAUAUCGCCAUCAAGAGUGCAGUCGAAGAAAACUAGAUCAAGAAAGAACACGCAAAACUUGUCUUCAAAAGUCGACGUGACGUUUCACGCAAUUGCUCCAACGUCAUAUUGGAAGAAAAAGGAUCGAAAGAACACUUGUGUUUUUAUGGAAUACAAGUACAAACCAGAGUCAACAUGGAAAGCAUUGACGACAGAAGUUAUUGGGGACACCGAUGUAGGUUCAUUGUUAAUAGUCAAAAUAAGAUUUGAGAGAUCGGAUGAAAUACAAUACAGAUAUUUUACUGAAACAAAAAAUGGAGACAAAGAGGAUGAAUUUGUUUACAACUACUACCAGACUGUGGCAGAUCGAAAGUUGAAUUUGGGAAAAUGCGGAGACACAUUCAGUGUAUACGAUGGUGUACUAAGACGAAAACCUACAGUUUGGGAAUCAGUGAGCCAUGUGAUACGGUCCUAUGAAAGAGAACUGGAAAAAGAUCUUUCGACUUCAGCAAAAUAUUUAUUUCCAAAAUGGAAGCGGUUUUCAAAUCAAGGAAAACAAUAUACUGGUUCUGAAAUGUUGGAGGAGGUAGAUAUGCUGUACCGUGGACUCAGUUCUACAUACUUUCAAACCUGUGAGCAGUGGAAAAAAGAUGAAAAUAAAUUUCGGAAAUAUGUUGGAAAGACAUUAAAGGAAGUAUUGAGACCAAAGAUCCAAGAUAUUGUAUCGGGGAGCUGUGAUUUGAUCAGCGCAGCUGGGAUUCUUGCAAUCUGCACUUCUUAUACUAUUACCUUGUCGGAUGAAGAGAAAAUUGGUUUGCUCAGGAGUCUGGAAUUGAAAGUUGAUAUGGAAGAAAGGAAAUCAACAAAUCUAGAAGAAAUAUUCUAUGAAUAUGAAGACGACACCAAAUCUGUUGGACAGGCGAUACACCAGACACUAUCGAAUUUGAAGACUUAUACAGAUCCACGAUGGUUAUGCUGUCUUCCUUUGUGCAGAAUAUUUUCGAAACAAAUCAAAAGUUUCUCAGAUCUACCAAAGGACGUUAAUCACAACGCUAAAACACCAACUUGGUGGGGAUUAAAUGACGGUUUCCUUAAUGAUCUGGUGCAGAGAAUGAAAGAAAGAUUCAAAUGGACUAUGAGCCCUAUAGCACUAUUUGAAUUGCUGGAACCAAUGUUUCCCAUUGAUUACUUACUACCAAGGACGUUUGUUGCCAUGUUGAACUUCUCACAACUUCAAGAUAUAGUGGAAAGAAUAGAGCUACCUCCAGAAGUUAUUUUAGCAGCACUGUACUACCACUUGAAAUCAAACAAAGGCAUACUUAACACAAAGCACAAUGCCAUUGGAAACUGUCUCAUGAGAGCAAAAGAAAGUUUAAGAAGAUCUCAGCCUAGCAUGGAAGAGUGUGAUGACUCGUUGACCAGAGCAUUUCUUACAUUCACAAUUGCGGCAGACCUCGUGAAAUAUCUUCAUUCUAUUCAGAGGGUGCAUAUUCAUGCAGAUGUAAUUGAUGGAACUAUCAGCGUUUUCGUGGUUGCAGUAGCAACUUAUAAUGCUCUCACUAACAAAAAGGGUGACGUUGCAUACAACGAAAAUCGACAUUUCAUCGUUUUUGAAGAAUGCAAGAUAAUACUUUAUAAUUGGAUGUUUCACAACUCUCCAAUGUCGGACAAAAAGGAGAUGGAGAAGACUUUGGAUUUUUGGGACAAAAUGCUUUCUAUGGACAUCCCGGAAACACCAGUAAAGGGAAUUUUUGUUGGUGACAUGGGAGAAAAUCUUGAAAAGAUGUUGAAACAGGAAGGCGUGAAUAAAGAAAUUCUUAUAAAUGUGUAUUGUGAAAAAUCUGAAGAAUUUCACGGGGUUGUACAGGAUGUGUUGGGGAAAACUGCAUUCCAGAUUCUCCAAAAAGGACAUUUUUGUGAAAAUCAAAUUGUGACUGGAGGUGGAGCUGCAACAUACGGAAAAAUGCUUACUAGACUUUUUGAGCAGAAGUGGCAGGAAGGAAAUUUGUCCAAAUCACCAUCGGCCAUUCUGAAUUUUACCUUGUCAUGGUCACCAUUCAUUCACUUUCUGGAUAUGUUUUACAACAACAAAAAUGCUGUAGUGUUGAGUCCCAAAUGUCAAACCAACUUUGAUAAGGCGGUCACUCUUUUCAAAACUACAUUGAAGGAACUUUUGAAUGGAAAUAUAUCAAUUAGAACGCUCAAAGAAAUUCUGAAAGCCAAAGAUAAAAUAAUAAGUAUCAAUAGAGUACUUAGUACUCGAGGUUCCCCAACCGACCCCAAGGAUAUUCACAAAUGUUUUGAAAUGAGAGAAAAAGAAAUUGUGCGCAUACAGGAAAUACGAGAGGAUAUGCAAUUAAUCGCACAAAUGAUUGGUUAUGUAGGAGUUGAAACCACAGAAUUGCAAUCCCAAUUAUCAAAGAUGGUUAAAUGUGAGGACGGAAAGAUCGCAGAUCUGUGUGAUUUACCACACGAGGAAUAUCCACCUGAUAUAGGUCAAUACGUUCCCAUUGUAAUUGGAGAAGACCUUAUCCAAAACCUGUCAGACAUCAUUCCGCUCAUAAAGCAAUUGUCAACAAAUGCAGUUUUUCGUCAAAUCUGGACCAACACUGGGCUCAGAGAAUUAAGAGACAAUCAGACAACCGUAUCGGAUUCCUCUGUUUUCAAGAAAAUUUGGAAGAAAGCUUAUACUGAAUGGAAAAACAUUUGUGCUUCGUUUACGAACGGAACUGUCAAAUAUUUCACCUUUGAAAGACUUUGGAAAGAAUCAAAUUGUGGAGACAUACAAAGUUUUUUAUCUCUGAUGUCGAAAAACACAGAUGAAAUUUGGAUAAAUCAGCGAAUAAAACAGUAUCGAGACUUGGAAUUGAUGACGCAGUGCUCAAAAGCAGCGAAUAUCAUUUUGAAAAUCGUGGAAGAGUUCUACUUAAAAGGAGACUUUACUCCCAUUCAAAGUUUAAGUGAAACGGUACAUAUUGGAGAUAUUGCCCUAAAUUCAAUCGACCAAUCAAAGCUGGAGGUGUGUAAAAUUUUACAUGGGAUAACAGAGGAAAAGGUUGAAUGUCUCCAAGCAUUUAUUGAGAGCAAACCGUUGAUCGAAUGGCUAAACAAAAACUUGAAAGAGGACGAGAUGAAAGUCUUCGUUGAUCUUGCCACUAUUGCAGCUGGUGAGGGUGAUAUAGAGGUUGCGAAGGUGAAAUGUCUGCAGUCUGCAACAGCGGGCUAUGGUCCUCUUAUUUUCAUUAUGACGAGACCAUGCAACUACGAUGUAUUCCUUAAAAAAUGCAAUCAAGUAUGGGAUGAAUGCCAGACCGACAAGGCGCUACAUCGGAAAUUGAGAGAUACCUGCAAUCAAUUGGAUUGGCUUGAAAACGUGAAGUCGGCAACCGGAUCUGUUGAAGUGACUUCAAUGAAGUUGGCCGAAAAUAUAAACAAACACGGGUUUUAUAUUAUUGGUGGAUCGAAAGCUCAUUCCUCCAAGUCGACACUGACUUUCGAGGAUGCUUUGAAACUUCACGUUGAAAUCAAAAGAAAAGAAAAGGUAGAGAACAGAACGUAUAAUUUCCAGGAAUUACAGGAACUACAAGGCAAGCUUAUGCUAGUUGCUGGGAAAGCAGAGAUGCAAACAGAUGAAAUCGAACGUUUUAUUAUGAUUUUGGAUUCAGCAGUGCGUUUAAGCCAUGUAUACAUAAAGUUAGUUACAGCUGGAUGUGCGCUGUUCUCAGACUGGCAGGCAAGAUUUUUGUGCGACACAGAUAGGAAAGUAUGUGCUUUCAUUCAAUUUGGCCACGGAAAGAACUGCCUAGAGUUUAAAGGGAGAAGAAACGACGAAGAGGAUGUUAGCACGGUCAUUCCUCGUUUAGCUAACUUCAUGGAAAAGUGCCUUGAAAGCUGGCUGGAAUACAUAGACAAAACAAGAGAUGUCUAUGAACAGUUGAAUCACUUUACAGUCGACCAGAUGGUCAUACUACAAAGAGAAUUAUCCCUCAUUGGAGAUAAAGUAGGGCCUUCUAACAUGGCUUACUCUCUUUUGUCAUGUAUAAUGGAAGACUGUUCGAAGAAAGAUUUAGAGGAUGCAAUUCAAAGUGCUAAAGCAGAUGUUAAAGAACUCAAGGCUGAGGAGACAGAUAUUGAUGAUUCAGACAAUUCCCCCGAAAAGAGAUUCAUUGAGAAGAUAGUGUCUUUGAAAUAUGAUAGAAAACUAGCUGUCGCUGCUUUAGAUUCUGGAAUAGAUCCCAACAAUAUUGAAGCAGGAAUUAUGUACUGUGUUGAAAAUGAAAUGGCAAAACCAGAUGAAGAAAAGAGGGAUUUGGGCUUUGGAAACGAUACAGUGUCUACUGCAGCAAUGCCACGACACAUUUUUGCAUCACUGCAGUGCAGCAAUGAGGAAUCUGCAUUCACACCACUUAUUGAUGAAUUGGAGAACAUAUGGGGAGGGUUUUUAACAACGGCAGCAUCCGGUUUGAAAGACUACCUAAGUGUUGAACAACUUGGCCUAGUUCUUCGGAGACUGGCGGAAAAAAAUACCACUGAAAUAAAGAGACAUUUUUACAAGAUCCUGAAGAGUGGAAACCCAAAUUUGCUGGUUUGCCCAAAAGAUGAAGUUUUCGAGACAGUUCUGUCUAUAUAUGGCUAUCAAGACGAAUGUCCACUACCCCAGUCCGAUGAAGUUCUGUUGUGUACAAAAUACACAUCAAUAGACGAGGUUGAAAUAUUUUGGAGACGGUCUUUGUACAGUACAUCUUCUAAGGUAUAUUGCCUUGUCCACCCUGAUGCAUUGGGAUAUGACGUCAGCGAAAAAAGUGAACGUCGAUUGGAUUAUCACCUAAAGCGAGCGAUCGAAAAAGAUACCAAAUUUCAGUUAGUGAUCGUGACUAGUGAGGAAAAAGAAAUUCACACAAGUUUGUCGGUUGCACUGGAGAAAUAUAAGUGCCCUCCAAUGCCAUCUAUGGGGAGAGAGAAGUUAAAACGAUACCUUAUUGGCAAACUCACUGGAAAAUCAGCAAAACCCAACAUAAUGCCAGCAUCCUGUGUGGAUUUUGAUCAGUCAAGCGUCCGUGUCGUAAAAUCGUACCGCGCUGGUGUAGGUAAAACACUGUACAAAAGGAGAUUAUCAGAUAAACUGAGGAGAGAUUACAAGGAAUUGAAAAGAGAAAAACAAGAUGUAAUAUCAAUACCUAUUCACAAGGGGGAAAUAAACGUGAACCAUAUAGUUUCAAAACUACGAGAACAGACUUUGCCACCAAAAUGUAUUGAGCCUCGAAUCAUUCAUAUUGACCUUUCACAUGAGGUUCAAAAAGGGAUUGACUACUUGCUGUUUCAGUUACUGGUUCUCGGAAAAUUGACUGACGAAUUUGGUUGCGUCUGGAGAAAGAAAGAAUUCGAUUUCUAUCUUAUAGAGACUCUCCCAGCCAGCGAUGAAAGUAGGCAGAAGGAUCAGUGCAUGCUUGAAAUUUUGCCAGAUGUGGUUUGCAGGUCUCCAAUAGAAAGUUUAGAAAAAUUAAAUACAGGAAAUCCAGGCAUUGGAGAUCGUGAUCUUCUUUUCGAUCAACAAGAGUUUCAAAGUCCAGUGUUUCAGCGACCGUAUCAGUAUCUUAGCCGUGUUGACAAAGGAAAAUCGUUGACGGAUGUUAAUGUUGAAAAAGUGGAAGGAAAUUUACAGUCAUGUUUAGAAUUGCUUUUGAGGCAUUGUGGAAUUAAAGACCCAUCAUGGGCAGAACUAAAGCAAUUCGUUGGCUUUCUGAACACACAGUUUCAAGAUUUUGAAAACUCUGCUUUCACUGGGGAAGGAGCAGCUGAUGUGCUUCCAGGAUUUGCAAGUUUUGUCGCACGAUUUCUAAUACAGAUGUCUAGAGAUUUUGCAACAAGAUCCCUGAAUAUCAGCGAAUUGUCUUCCGUUCAUGAGCAAAAUGAAGAUCAGCAUGUUGCUAUUCUUUCCCAAUUUCAAAUGAAAAGAACUUGGGAGAGCAGUCCGCAUCCAUACCUAUUCUUCAAUCCGGAUCAUAACUCCAUGACUUUUCUUGGAUUCCAAACAGACAACAAUGGAAAUUUAUUAGAUCAGAAAACUCAGAACAUUCUUGAGGCAAACAUAUUGCGAAAGGAUCUGCAAGAAGCCCUGAAAAGAAAUGAAGUUAACUUGAACGAGGACUUUGAUUCACUCGCAAGGGACCAAAAGUUGUUAAAGCUGUACAAUGUGAUGGGAGUUUCUAUGAAGGAAAACGAUGUCUAUGAUCCAGAUCCGUCAUACGAACUCACCACAGACAAUGUUAAAAAGAUCAUGGCAAUAUAUAUGCGUUUUCGGAGCGAUAUACCUGUUAUUGUCAUGGGAGAAACAGGUUGCGGUAAAACAAGACUUGUAAAGUUUAUGUGCUCUCUACAAUGCCCUCGAGGAGUUGAAGUACAAAAUAUGAUUCUUAUGAAGGUUCAUGGAGGAACAACUUGUUCAGAUAUCAUAGCCAAGGUGAAAGAUGCUGAGAAGGUCAGCUUGGACAAUGAACAAAAAUACAAAGAUAUGCUAACAGUUCUCUUCUUUGAUGAAGCAAAUACUACCGAAGCAAUAGGAUUGCUCAAAGAAAUCAUGUGUGAUGGUUCAAUGGAUGGAGAGGCUGUCAAUUUCAGGAAAACAUUAAAACUUAUUGCGGCUUGCAAUCCAUACCGAAUACAUUCUGAAGAACUCAUUAAAGCACUAGAACAAGCAGGGCUUGGGUACCAUGUGGAUGCUGAGAAAACGACAGAUCGAAUGGACCAUAUACCAAUGCGAAGAUUAGUCUAUCGUGUUCAGCCCUUACCACAGAGCUUGCUUCCACUUGUAUGGGAUUUUGGACAGUUAGAUUCUGACGUGGAAGAAUUAUACAUUCGGCAAAUGGUCAUCAGAUAUAUCAACGAUGGAAAAUUACCAAAGGACGUUGAAGAACUUCCAAAUAUUCUCAGUCGAAUACUUAAUGCAGCACAACAAUUCAUGAGAAAGCAGAAGAAUGAAUGUAGUUUUGUCAGCCUAAGAGAUGUUGAAAGAGUUUUGGAUGUCGCGCAUUGGUUUUACAAGCAAGGAGGCACCAGGGACGGGUUCCUUUGUCGAAUGAACAAAAUGUGUGAGGAAAGUGAAAAUGGGGCUGAUGAUUUUGCAGAAAUCAAAAACAAGGAUGAUCAAGAGGAUAUUUCUGACCUAACCAAAUCCAUUAUUUUGGCUCUUGGAGUGUGUUAUCAUGCCUGUCUGAAGGAAAGAGAAGCCUUUAGAGAUGACGUCAGUAAAGCAUUUGGAGGAGCGUGUAAACUUCCAGGAGGGUCUCAAAAAAUAUUUGACACUAUUCAAAGGUAA